Messenger RNA from Leguminivora glycinivorella, 1021 nucleotides. RefSeq lists its product as uncharacterized. The transcript is spliced from 2 exons. The record is from RefSeq and is a predicted model, not a curated record. Bases 21 to 959 code for a protein of 312 amino acids. Lineage: Eukaryota; Metazoa; Arthropoda; Insecta; Lepidoptera; Tortricidae.
GAAACUCAUAGGCAGCCAGGAUGUUUAUAUUAUUACUAUGCUUGGCUCUUGUCACUAAUUCAAGAAUUAGCGUUCAAGCCGAAUCAACAACUCAGACAACGUUAAAUGAUACAAAUGUUAAAAAUACAAAUUCACCAGCAACAAGUCAAAAUGAUGAAACAAUAAAGAAGCCCAGUUUACAACUGAAUCAAAAUAAUUCUGAAGUUAUACUAUCAUUCAAUAAAAACACAACAGCGUUAAUAAAAGAAUUGAAGACAACAGUUGAAAAUCUAAUAGAACAUUUAGAAAAAACGAAAACAACACCAAAACCUCAUCAAUCUAUACAAGAUAGUAUUUAUAAUUAUUUUCCAAAAAUUCUUAGAAAAAGAAGAGCUAUAGAAAAUGUUACCGGCGUUCGGAAUGAUAGUAAUAUGAUUCAUGUUGAUGUGAAAAUGGACAAAGAAAAGAAUGUUGAAAAUGUUACUGAAGCGAACAUCGAGAAAAAUAAUGUAACAGAUGCUGACGACGAUUCAUAUGAUUGGUUGAGUAAUUCUGAUAAUUCUACAGAAGCUAGUAAUACUACAGAAGUUAGUGGAAGAAGAAGUUUCAGCUCUGACAUGGAAAUAGCUAAAGUUGUACGAACAAGACUGCUGUCUUAUGUCCAUGAACAUAUAAGCGAUACUAUGAAUAAAAUCGAUUCACUUAAAAGUGUAAAGAACGCAUACGCUACAAACAACAUUUUUAAUAUAGGAUACAUAAUGGCUAAUAUCGAUCUCAUAGAGAAGAAUUUGAAGAAAUUGAGAGAAGGGAUAAAUGAAAGUAAUAAGGACUGGGCAGAGGCUCACAUUUUAGAUGUGUUUGAUAAAGUGAAGUAUACUAAUAAUGUGAUGACAAGUUUAAUGUCUGCUUUGAAGUCGAUAUUUAAUGCGACGCCGAAUAAUGGAGUUCUUGAAAAUUUACAAGGCGUAUAUGGUAAAUGAAUAGAGAAAUGAAAAUAUGGUCACAAUCUCAUUAUGUUAUUUUAGAAUAAAUGUAUUAACUC